Molecule: messenger RNA, 3152 nt
Organism: Fusarium verticillioides 7600
Lineage: Eukaryota; Fungi; Ascomycota; Sordariomycetes; Hypocreales; Nectriaceae
Exons: 2
Coding region: 1473-3152 (559 amino acids)
Biological process (GO): transmembrane transport
Cellular component (GO): plasma membrane
Molecular function (GO): water channel activity
Source: RefSeq, a predicted model, not a curated record
AAUUCCCUCCCGAUGCAUUCCAUCAGUUGCUCAAUUGAGCUAUUUCGCACUCUAAAGCCUAAUCAUAACCGAAGUCGCCUCUUACCGACCGAACUUCCUGCUUACAACUUACAGGGUCCUCUCCUCCUCUUCUACCCCGCCAAAACUCUCACUGCAACCCAACCAGUACCUAGCCAGCCUCUCCCACUGUAACCCCGGCCUCAUGCUUAAAAAAGCUUCCAGAAAAUCUUGGUCCCAGAUCUGACGCAUGCCAUGUCAUUCACCGACAGAAUGUCACUGACACUGACAGUUCUUGACUCAACUACAAGGAACUUUUGACCUUGACCCUUGUGGGCCUACGAAUAUACAGGGAGGUUAAUCCUGAUGACGAAUGCGCAACACCAUUUGCCAUUCCCUGUGAUCUUCGAUCUCCGAUCUUGUUACAUUGAAACAGUACUGUACGAUAAUUCCUUGAUCAAUUGAUUAUCACGGGUUGCCCGUCCAGUCUCUCCACUGCAACGCCUAGACCAUGCCCGUUAUUACCGUUCAACGGCCAGUGUCGUACCUGAAGCUAAGGGAAGGCCCCUGGGUCCGUCCUCAUACUCUGAAUCUGAGGUUGUACGGGAAUACCGAUAUCGCUUCGAGUCUCACCGUGCCAACUUAGAGUGAGGCAUGCAGGACAUCAUCUGGUUUGGCUCCUUAGCGCAACCCUUUCAACAUGAAACAUAAGCUUAUGGCUCUACGUGGAGUUAAAAAUUCUUCUCGUCGUUGGCCAGAAACGCCUUCAGUAUGCACGGUCUACGUGUAGUCCUUCAACUUGAGUCGGGUGGGCCCGCAUCGCCAGCCUCAUCUACAGCCAUCAUCCUGGUUCAUUGCCCAUUGUAACGCCUCAUCUCUCCCGUCUCAUUGGCAACGAUCCAGAUUAACGGUCCAAGCUGUCACCAUCGCUGAGAUCUUCAGCCGUUCGCGCUACGUCAUUCUCGUUUUCACUUAACUACCGGCCUCCCUCGCGCCACGUCGGCUCGCUCCUCUUCAGGGUCCUCCCAUGAAACUUGUCCCUUCACUGACUCUCACAAGAUCCAAGCUUUUGGGUCUUCCUCUUUGCUUCGUCUUGUCUAACUCAUGGCUUCCAUGCUACCCAUCUCAACUUGCGCAGCUUCUAUUCGUUCUGAUGCACGCUGACGCCUCGGCUUUCUUUAGAGCUCAACUUACAUACCCACCAUCAAAGCCUUCCUCAAGAUGUCACUAGCAAGGAUAGCCUCAAGAAUCAGGGCCGAGUCGGGGUGACGGGUCACUUGGUGAACCCUUGAGGACCCUGGCUUCAGCCUCACGAGGUGAUCCUCUUCUUAUCAUAAAUAUCGACCAUCGUCGACUGUUUCUAUCAGCUAUCAAUCUAUAUUAAUCUCAAUCAUCUUAACUGCUUAUAUUCCAAUCGCUUAUCUCUCAAAGUCAAAUAAGAGAGCUCAUCCUGGGUUUUCGACUGAUUUCAUUCGAUGUCUCUUGAUCCUUUGCCUACUAUUGAAACGACCCUCACUUCUUCUUCUCCAUCCGACAUGUCUUCAUCCAUACAAAGUCGAUCUGCUCGCAGUACACCUGCUAUAAACGCCUCCGCCUUUAAUCCUCCUGAAGCCAACGGCUCCUCUAAUGAAAGAGUUCCUUUCAUGCGAGACAACUCUCCCGAAGCCGACAGCCUACCAUCCAACCCAGCUCUUACUCCUGUUAUCACCCAUGGAGACAACCCUCCAGCCAGCAACAGAAACUCGGAGGCCGACACAGUUGUCCCUCUCCAGCCUGCCAUCAGUCAAGAUCCCAGUCGAGUCCGUCCUGGUUCUCGUACAGGUAACUUUGUCACUCCCAAGACGGCCCGCUUCUCUCAGGAUGGCGGAGAACCCCUUCAGUAUUCUGGAGGUUCCAUGAAAUCGUCCCGACGACGCUAUCGUGGUGAAGACUUCGACUUUGACCAGGCUGCCGACUACCCCACAGUAAGUGACUAUGAGCGAUACUGGCGAAAUGAAGGUCGCAAUGAUCGUUACACUACUCGAAGAGGUCCCUACCCACCUCCCACAUUCAUGAACCGUCGUCGAGCGCACCCUCAUGACUCGGACGAAGAGUUCUACAGCAGUGACGACCCUCGCAUGCCUCCCACUGGCGGGCGCAGAAUGAUGGACGAGGAGAUGGGAUAUCCUCAUCGACCUUUCCAUCACCGACGUGCUUCUACCCUCAACGGCUUCAAUAUCUCUACAGGCAAGCUUGAGUGGAGUGACCUCAGUCCCAAGGAGAAAUCAGAGAUCAUGCGUCUCCCUUUGACCCAAUGGAUGAACUCAAAUUUCAAGAACCACUUUGUCGCCAGUCUUGGUGAGCUUAUCGGUACUACCAUGUUCCUCUUCUUCGCCUUUGCCGGUACAGAAGUUGCCAAUAUUCAGGCACAAACCGACAGCAAGACUACCACGGGAGAGUCUACUGGUAGUCUUAACGUUUCCAAGCUCCUCUACAUCUCUAUCAUCUUCGGUUUCUCGCUCAUGGUCAAUGUCUGGGUCUUCUUCCGUAUCAGCGGUGGUCUCUUUAACCCUGCCGUCACUAUCGCCAUGUUGAUGGUGAAGGCUAUUAGCAUGACGAGAGCUAUCUGCCUAUUCCUCUCUCAGAUUCUUGGUUCAAUGCUUGCCUCGGUUAUGGUACGAUACUUGUUUCCUGAGACAUUCAACGUCCGAACUACUCUGGGAGGUGGUGCAUCUCUGGUUCAGGGUGUGUUCAUUGAGGCUCUUCUUACUGCCGAGUUGGUCUUCACCAUCUUCAUGCUUGCUAAAGAGAAGCACCGAGCCACAUUCAUUGCUCCCGUCGGUAUCGGCCUGGCUCUUUUCAUUGCAGAGAUGGUCGGUGUCCAGUUCACUGGUGGUUCGCUCAACCCUGCCCGAAGCUUUGGUCCUUGUGUCAUCACCGGUACCUUUGACUCUGAGCACUGGAUCUACUGGGUUGGCCCCGGCAUUGGCUCUCUCAUUGCCGUCUGCUUCUACUGGUUCAUCAAAACUCUUGAGUACGAGAUGGCCAACCCCGGUGCCGAUGGUGAUGACCUCAAUGAUCCUACCAAAAACCCUGAGAAGCGAGCUGAAAUCCAGUCUAACGCUGCUCCUUCGAUCGCAUUUGGUGGCGGCAAGACCCCUUCGAUCCGCAGCUAG